This is a messenger RNA of Hemibagrus wyckioides, 3197 nucleotides long. RefSeq names its product complexin 3b (gene cplx3b). Bases 272 to 742 code for a protein of 156 amino acids. The record is from RefSeq and is a predicted model, not a curated record. Gene Ontology annotation, cellular component: terminal bouton; SNARE complex. The transcript has 3 exons. Gene Ontology annotation, molecular function: syntaxin binding. Gene Ontology annotation, biological process: synaptic vesicle exocytosis; neurotransmitter transport; regulation of neurotransmitter secretion. Lineage: Eukaryota; Metazoa; Chordata; Actinopteri; Siluriformes; Bagridae.
GUUAUUCCGCUCCGGCUCCAAUACACACACACGCACGAAGGCACGCGCGCGCGCGAGCGAGACAGGGCGAGAAAGAGUCGGUAUUCGGUAUCUCUCCAUCAUUUCAUGUCAUUUUCAUAGAAAGGAGAGAGAGAGAGAGAGAGAGAGAGAAGAAAAGAAAAGAAGUAAUUCCCGGAUAGUGAUACUGAUAUUUUUGCACUUUUAAAGGCUGCGUCCUGGGAAGGUGUGUGUUUUUUGGAGAACUUGCCUGGAUCCUGUAGAAUAAUCCGAGAUGGCUUUCAUGGUGAAGCACAUGAUCGGUGGUCAGCUGAAGGAUCUGACAGGAGGAUUAACGGAGGAGAAAGCGGAUGGAGAGAAAGGAGACGCGGCGGCUAAAGGCAUGACAGAAGAGGAGUAUGAGCAAUACCAACAGCAGCUCGAGGAGGAGAAGCGAGAACGAGAUGCCAAUUUUGCCCAGAAGAAGGCGGAAAGAGCCACAGUGAGAACUCACUUCAGGGAAAAGUACAAACUCCCAAAGAACGAGGUGGAUGAGACACAGAUCCAGGCUGCGACACAGGAUGUGGAGCUGCCCACAGAGCUUGCGAAGAUGAUUGCGGAGGACAACCAGGAGGAAGAGAACAAGCUCUCGGUGCUGGGGCAGCUGUCCAGCAUCCAGAACGUGGACAUCGACCACCUGAAGGACAAAGCACAGGCCACGCUGGAGGAGCUGAAGAACUCCGCAGAGAAGUGCUCGCUCAUGUGAACUUCUCUUUUUCUUUCCACUCUCACUCUCUCUCUCUCUCUCUGUCUCUUCUCUCGUAUAACAUUAAAACACCAAGCACACUUUUAUCUACAUGUCUGUCUCCUUAAUGCCAUGUUGAAGUAGAGAAGCUCCACUCCACACCUCUCUCCCUCUCUCCCCUUCUUUUCUUUUCUGGUCAAUCCCAUACAUUGCAUUAACACACAAUAGGAGCAAAACACUGCCAAUUGUACCAGCUGCCAGGUUUGAUGCCAAGUCCGUGAAGGUUCCUGUACACACACUGAGCAGCACAUACGGCCUCUCACACAUCCCACAUAUCCAUCUCCUCCAUCUGUGUGCCAGAGCCUGUGUUGUAGAUUUAACAUCACUGCUGUUUGUUCGGGAAUAUUCUCAGAGCUGGUGACUUCGGUCCAAGCCGACAUGGGGAAAGGUAUUUCUUUAGCAUUUCGUCUAAGUUUCCUCAGUCAGAUUAUGCAAAACAUACCACCAAGGCUUGCGAGAGUUUUCUUGAAUAGAAGCAACUGAGACAGGGUUUGUCAUGAGAGUCUAGACCAGGAUAAGAUCUGACUCCAGGCUCCUCUGGUCUGGACCAUCAAUUGCUUUUAAAUCUCAGAUAAUCAGGGAUAAAUAAAUAGACUGCAGAGGAUAUGAUGAUAGACAAAAGAAAAGAUGGAGUCAUGAAUCUAGUACACUGCCAGUAUAUUGCUGGAGGAACAAAUGAUUUCAUUUCACAAUAUGGCUUUCACUUGAACUGUUCAGCAGCUUACAAAAAUCACACUAGAGCCGACACACACCCUCUAAUUCACCAUUUUAUUACUCACACAGCUCGGCCUGAUGUGUGCACAGGAUGUAGGAUACUUGGAUUUAUCAGGUUUAUAAAAUCAUGCCCAUAUUUUUGUUCGUUUUGGGUUUUCUUCUUUAGAGUAAUUGAAGGAGCAGCUCUUCUGUUACACUGAGGGCUGGCUUUAAAUCAUUUCAUCUGUAAUAAUGAGUUAAUUCAUUACUUUUUCCGUUAGAUAUUUCAUUUUUAAGUGUAUUUACUGCCCAAAACGUACAUUUCAAUACAACAUCAGCCUGUCAGACAGUGGUGCUGGACUUAAUAAUGCUCCAUUGGUGAGCUGAAAUCAUGUCAAGAUAAGAAUCACACAGAACUUGGACAUGCCUCUUCUCCUCUGACUCCACCCUUACUACCCUUUAUUCACUGCUUACAGAAGGUCAUAUGACUAACUAUAUGUACACUAAUCAUAUCUUAAAAAGGUUAUAAAAGGUUAAAGGAGCUGUUUGUAAUAUUUGAAAGUGUUUUUUUUACAUCUAUAACAAUCUAUAUCUAGAAACAGGAGUCACGAUAUCUCAGUGGAGUUGCUCGAGCUGAUUUCUUCAUACAGGCUUCUGGCCCUGAAAUAAGCUCCGCCCCCCACACAGCUUUAACAAAGCGUUUCAGCUCUGCAAAUUUUCUUUGAAAGACACUUUUUUUUUAUUUCAACUGAGUUUGAUUAAAGGAAUAGACGAAGCCUGGUGGAUGUUUUAAAUGCGAUUGUAAUUCCCCUUGAACGCGGCAGAGUGUGGGAAAAAAUGACAAAGUGCUCCUUUAAGAACGAAGAUCUGUGACUGAACUGAAUUUCAUUUGAAAACUGUAAGGAUAAAGCAAUAAUGUAGAUAGGAUGCGUCUACAUUUAGUCAAACUUGAAAAAACACGUCCGGUCUCCGUGUCUUGAGAACAGAGACGGCUUGGGUUUGAGCCAUACAGAUCUCAUACAGACCCCGAACCCUUAUCAUCGUUUACCUCCCACCCAGUGGUGCUGUCUUGUGCAGGUGAUUGUGUGUUGUCUAACAGCUACCAGCGUGUUGUUCUUUCUGACUGUUCCCCAUUUUAAGAUCACUGUACUCAAUAUUAUACAUACAUAUAUAUAUAUAUAUAUAUAUAAAUAUAUAUAAAAUAAUCAAACUGUCUUUUACUGAACAGUUUGGCUCUCCAAGUUGAUGGUUUAUGGUUUGCAAUAGCACAGAUGAAGAUCAUUUCUGCCAACAUUUGUUUUGCGCUGUGUGCUUUGUGUAAGUCGUGCUGUGACAGUUGGUUGCAACAGUUUUGUGUAAUUGCUAUUUUGAUAAGCACCAGUGAAAAUACCUAGUGCCAUAGAGCAUUGCCAAGAGUCUUAAACAGUGUGUCUUUGUGCUUUUGUAAUCUGUAAGGGUGCAAUAUAAUCCUGUAUAUACAGCAAUACAUAUACAGAAAGGUGAGGGAAGCAUGUUAAUGUUUAUUUAUUCUUUGUCUUUGUUUAUUUAUUUAUUUAUUACUUGUGACAUGAGAGCAUGACUAAAUCCCAAACCUUAAAUAUUCUUUUGAUUUUCUCCUCUGUAUAAUAAUGUGUAUUAUAUAAUAAUGUAUAAUAACCCCCCCUGGAUUAUGUUAAUUUUAUGAUUUUCACUGUGGAAGCUAUAAUAAACAUAUUUUUUUUAA